AUGCAGUUCUGUGCUGGUGACAUAAUUUUGAGAAGCGCUCCCUAUGGAGCGGCUCUGGAGACGGAGUUCCUGAGCAAAGCUUGCUCGUAUUGUUUGACGUGCAAACCACAGCUCAAGAAAUGCAGCGCUUGCUCCACGGUCUUCUACUGCAGCGAUCAGUGUCAGGAGAGUGAUUCGGACGACCACAAAUUCGAAUGCGAGGCCCUAUCCCGCUCGCAUCCGUGGGUUCCGGAUGCGGAGACUCGCCUCCUAUGCCGAAUUUGGUUCCGAGUGCGACGGGAGCGAGCUAGUCCCUCCGAGGAAUCGGUACUCGGGACGGUGAGGAGCUUCGACUCCCUAAUGACGCAUCGCGACGAGAGAGAUUCCGAAUACAUCGAACGGAUCGAGAAAGAGAUAGGCCUACAGGUGAAUCGAUUCCUUCUUCGAAUGGAUCGGCCGUCGCUCGAAAUGCUCGUGACGAUAUUCCUCAAAAUGGAUAUCAACACACAUCAAGUCACUUCAUGGGAUGGACCGAUGGGGUGCGCUCUGUAUCUCGGCGGGUCAAUCGUAGAUCAUUCGUGCUCCCCCAACCCUAAGAUCACGUAUUUUUUCCACGGUCGCGAUUUCGUCAUGAAAGCUUUGGAGAACGUCGAGAUAAAAGGUCCGCAUGAGCUUAAUAUCGGAUACGUGUCCUUCAUCCUGCCCCGAGAUGCUCGUCGGGAACAAUUGAGGGAGCGUUACUUCUUCGACUGCUGCUGCCAACGGUGCGUGGGAGAAGAAGUCGUAACGAAUCUCGGUGGUUCAGGGCUGGCGUCGCAGGUCGAGUCUCUCCGGAAUACGGCGGACUGCGAAACGAAAUAUUCGGGGCUUCUAGAAAUGUCCAGAAUGGAUAGCGUUCGAAAACUACCUCCGAACGAUUACGUGCAGCUGAGUCUCAACGCCGGGCUCUUCGCACUCUGUGGCACACUGGCACGGUACGAAGAAGCGGCCCUGGUUGGAUACCGGAUCCUCGAAGUUUACGAUAAAAUGAGGGUCGCUCCGGUUCACACACUGUACCUUCUUUGCCAAGUCUUCAGUGCGGCUCUCAAUGCUGAUUGGUACAAACCUCAGAAUGAACACAACUUCGAGUUCACCGCCUUGCUGGUCUUGGCGGAACAGCGGAGCCAGGUGAUCUGGGGACCCGACCACUACCAUUCGAAACUCCUCCGAACGAUGAAAAACGCUUUGAUUCAUUGA
Messenger RNA from Galendromus occidentalis (western predatory mite), 1215 nucleotides. RefSeq names its product N-lysine methyltransferase SMYD2-like. The transcript has 3 exons. The record is from RefSeq and is a predicted model, not a curated record. NCBI's taxonomy places the organism in Eukaryota, Metazoa, Arthropoda, Arachnida, Mesostigmata, Phytoseiidae. Bases 1 to 1215 code for a protein of 404 amino acids. Gene Ontology annotation, cellular component: nucleus.